CGGGCGAUAGAGAAAAAGUGCAGCCGGCAGCGACGAGAGAGCCGACGCCAAGAGAAAAGUUUAGAAGUUUUAGUUUUCCUUUUUUUUCUUUUUUUUUUUUUUACGAUUGAAUACCAAAACAACGGAAAUCGCGACACAGGAAAAAAAUAUUUUUUUUAUUUUUACUUGUCCUUUCUUCCCCAUUUCCUCGCGCACACUCUCCCCUCCAUCUCCAUUAUUUUUACUUUAUUAAUUAAUUCCAUCCACCCGCACAGGGGACGAGGACGCGGACGAGGAAGCAAGUCUCGCCUUCGAAACCAGCUUCAAACAAAGUCUCCUCCUUUGUCCGUUUCUGGUUGAGAGGAUCGACAAGAGGAUCAGGGCUCCUCCCCCUCUCCGACCAUCUCCCAUCUUUCCUCUCCCUCCUCAAAUCUCUCUUUCCCCUUCGAUCCGUCUAUAUCUCACCCUUUUAGCCUUCUCCUUUCUUGGAAGUAUUGAGCUUUUUUCUUUUUUGAGGGGGUAAGUAUUGAGCGUUUUGGGAUGUGUUGAUGGUAAUCUCUUUGAGGCGGAGGAAGAGGAGGCGAUGGGCUCGUGCUUGUCGUGUGCCGCCAAGGUCAGCGGCUCCAACAGCAGCAACGCCUCCGCCGCCGGCGUGCAACAGGGCCAUCCGGCGGCGCAGAAUCGACCGGGUAAGCAGCAGGACGCGGCAGGGAAGGUGCCGUAUGGGAAAAGGACCGACUUUGGGUACGACAAGGAUUUCGAGAGCCGGUACGCGAUCGGGAAGUUCCUGGGGCACGGCCAGUUCGGGUACACCUUCGUCGCCACCGAUAAGGCCGGUGGGGAACGGGUGGCCGUCAAAAGGAUCGACAAGAGCAAGAUUAUGUGAGGGUGGUGAAUUGCUGGAUCGAAUAUUGGCCAAAAAGGAUAACCGUUACACUGAGAAAGAUGCUGCAAUAGUAGUGCGGCAGAUGCUUAAAGUUGCAGCUGAGUGUCACUUGCAUGGCUUGGUACAUCGAGACAUGAAGCCUGAGGUAGAGUUUGAAUGCAUGAAGCAGUUGUUAGAAAUUCUGAUCUAGGCAUAGUU
Molecule: messenger RNA, 1063 nt
Organism: Phoenix dactylifera (date palm)
Lineage: Eukaryota; Viridiplantae; Streptophyta; Magnoliopsida; Arecales; Arecaceae
Source: RefSeq, a predicted model, not a curated record